Messenger RNA from Caenorhabditis briggsae, 1473 nucleotides. The record is from RefSeq and is a predicted model, not a curated record. The transcript is spliced from 8 exons. NCBI's taxonomy places the organism in Eukaryota, Metazoa, Nematoda, Chromadorea, Rhabditida, Rhabditidae. Bases 1 to 1473 code for a protein of 490 amino acids.
AUGAUUGAAAUUCCACCGGAAGAACAGUACGAAACCGACACUAUUUUUUCGCAAGAAGGAGAUACCCCAGAAUCCUACCUAGAAACGAAGCUUCUCGAUUUCGAAUCGGACAAUGAAGUUUUUUCGGACUCGGAAAGUAAUUUGAAAAAUGAACGAUUUUUGACCGUCGAUUUGCCAUCACCAACCACCAAAGUAGACAGCGACUCGUUCAGAAGGCUUGUAGAAAAUUCAAAGUUCGCAUGGUCUAACAUUGCGUCGGCGUCUUCAGACUUCGACAGAUUAGUGUUUCAAGACGAUGAGUACGACAUCGCACAAGAUAGUUUCCGCUACGGAAGAGUGACUGCAGGUACCAGUUACAAUCUCAUCACUGGCAAAAUGCAACAAGAAGUUAUGGAAAAAGUGAAAGAGAAAGAUGAAGACAAUGAUGAUGAGGAUAAAAUUGUCGAAACAGUUACUGAAAAUGAAGAUACGCAUAUUGUCACAACCGAGGUGACAAUUCCGUUGAACGGCAGUGGAGAUGGAGAGGAGAAAUCGAGUGUGUUCGAUGAGAUGUACGAAAGCCAGAUGCCAAAAUUUUUCAAAUAUCGAGAUCAUUUUCCGGAAAUUCAAGGAAUCUGGACACUUCUUUUCGAUCAAAAUCAUUACGGCGACAUGUCAACCUUCGAACUGCAAGCAUCCAUCUGUGCUGCUCUUAAUUCGAAACAUCAUCUGAUCAUUUGUAUAGGUGUUGACGACUAUAAUACUGUCACUGGAGUGGAGAUGUCGGCUACCGAUCGAGUGGUUUUCCGAAUGGCUCUCUCGAGAGCUGUCGCUGGAGAAUUUCAGCCACCUCUGAUCAAACUUCCACCGAAACAACUGACUGGAGUAUCGCCCAUGAAACGCGAUGUUUCCGAGAUGAUGUCAAACAUCGACGUGAAAUUCAUUCCAGUGUUCGGAAAACAAGAUCCAGUAGCUGCGAGCAGUGAUGCUGCUCCACCAAGUCGCUUUUUGGUAGUAGUUCGAGUCAAAGAACUCACUGAAAAACUGUAUCAGUUGUCUUCCGGUCGCAUUUACGUGGAAGAAGAUGGCCGUGUCGUUGAAUUAGCAAACAUUAAUGAGGCGUUCCGUAAUCUGAUUAUCAACAAGACUCCGGAACAAGCGCCUAUUCUGGGAAGUGUUUUCAUGCUCGAACCAGAACCAUUUGUAGAAGACGCUCCUAUUGACAUAGAGGAAUGCUCAAGUGAAGAAGAAGAAGAAGUUGUUGACUUUGAGACAACCACCACACAAGAGACACCGAAAAUCGUCGAAGCUGUUGUCCAAGAUAUUGUUAUCCCGGAAGAAGAAAACAAUACGCAAAUCGUUGCCAUGAUUUCCGAUGUUGCCGAAUCGGUUAUCGCUCGUCUCGACAGUCCCCGCGUUCAAAACUUUGGAUGGUUCCUUUUUGCAACGGCCAUUGCUUACGGAGUUUAUCAAGCUGUCAGACCGAGAUUCUAA